Malassezia vespertilionis is the source of this 1638-nucleotide messenger RNA. RefSeq lists its product as uncharacterized. The record is from RefSeq and is a predicted model, not a curated record. Bases 1 to 1638 code for a protein of 545 amino acids. NCBI's taxonomy places the organism in Eukaryota, Fungi, Basidiomycota, Malasseziomycetes, Malasseziales, Malasseziaceae. The transcript has a single exon.
AUGGCGCUUGCAAAAGCGCUCGUGUAUCUUACAUGGACAUCGACACCGCUCGCAUGGGCAUAUGCGAUCUUUUAUAUAGCCCUGCGUGCGUGCUAUACACAGAAUCUCCCCACACUCGUGCGCCAUAUCCUGCAAGGCACGCUUCCCGUUGGCGCGCAAAAACAUGCGCGUCUUUCCCAGUGUUUUUCGCUCCGGAUCCUCUUUUUCUACUCGGUGCUCGAGGCCUUCUUUUCUCUGUACUACGCGCGCCUCAUCAAAAAGGUGCAGAAACCCAAGUUCUCGCACACCGCAUCGCGUGAAUAUGUGGUGAAAGCCAUCACGUCUGCCGUGCGCGACGGCCUGGCCACUGACGACGGCAAGUGUGACCCAGUUUCUGACGUAGUCCUGGACGUCAAGUCGCCAGCGCACCUUCCGCGCAUCAGCAAGCGUCUCGACUACGACGAUCCAAGGGCGGUGCGUUUCCGCAAAGAGAUGAACGGCUGGUUUAUAGGCAUCGACGACCACCAGAUCACCUCGAACGAUCUGCGCGCGUGGUUUUCCUGGUCGCUCUUUGGCAAGCACUACGCCGAGCUCAAAGCCGAGGUCGAGACGGCGCCCACCGACCAGCACCGCCAGCACCAGCUCGAGUUUAUCGAGGACGCAGUCGCGCUAUUUUCUGCACGCAGUGGUCUGGAACGCUUCCCCGACGACGUCAACCUCACGCCUGCCGAGCUGCGGCUCAAGCGGAUCAUGCUCCUCACGCUCGACCCCGUGGAGGUGAACAUGCGACCCCUUGCCUUGUACGCCACCUUCAAAGCACUGAACAUGUACGCGUACGCUGCCUGGGCGUGGCGCUACGGUCUGGAGCGGCACACGAUCGGCUCUGUUGACUAUCUGAUCUACAUCCCCCCCGGGUGGCGCGUCCAGGACGCGGCCAGCGGCGCGGCGCCCCUCCCCCUCGUCUUUCUGCACGGCCUCGGCAUCGGGAUUGCGGAGUACUUUUUCCUGGUGCGCGCCAUGUUUGACGCGCGCCACGAGAUUCCCGCGCGCCCCGUGCUGAUUCCCCUGCAGCCGUGGACCUCUGCUGACAUUUUCUCUGCGCGUUUUUUGGAGCCGUGGAACGCAGACGAGUGUGCCUCGCUGGUGCUCGGCAUGUUUGAGCGCUAUGGCUUCCAAAAGUGCGGCGUCACAGUCCUUUCGCACUCGAUGGGCACCAUUCUGCAUGCGUGGCUCCUCAAGCGCUACCCCACGCUGCUGAAGCGCUCCACGUUUGUCGACCCCGUGUGCUUCCAGCUCUGGGCGCCCCAUUUGUGCUACCGUUUCUUGUACAAGAAGCCCGCGUCCUUUGUAGAGUACUCGCUGCGCUACUUUGUCGCGCGCGAAGUUGGCACGGCCAAUGUGCUCAUGCGCAACUUUGACUGGUCCGCCAACGUCCUCCUCCUCGACGAGAUCCCACACCGCACGGAUCCGCAGCGCGUGCGCAUCUACCUUGCCGGCAGCGACACGGUCGUCGAUGCCCCCCUCCUCCGCGAUUUCCUCGUGCGCAACGGCAUGAAGCAAGUGCUGCACUACACGCCCGGGCUGCACCACGGCGCGUUUGUGAUGGGCCCCGUGAACUGCAACGCACAGAUUUUACAAGAGCUUGCCGCGCCGCUAUAG